This is a messenger RNA of Oryza brachyantha (malo sina), 3318 nucleotides long. RefSeq names its product pentatricopeptide repeat-containing protein At4g33990-like. Lineage: Eukaryota; Viridiplantae; Streptophyta; Magnoliopsida; Poales; Poaceae. Bases 16 to 2109 code for a protein of 697 amino acids. The record is from RefSeq and is a predicted model, not a curated record. The transcript has 7 exons. Gene Ontology annotation, biological process: RNA modification. Gene Ontology annotation, molecular function: protein binding; RNA binding.
GCGAUCGCGGAGAUCAUGCUCGCCGCCGUCAAGGGGAAGCUCAGAUCGCGGCCGCGAUUACCUCCUCCUCUCGCCGUCCCGCCGACGGCUCCCACUCCCUCUCCCGCCGCUACAGCUCGCCGCGGUUCUCAUGCCGCUGCCUCGUCGGCCGUCUCCCACGCGUCGCUCCUCCUCCGGAUGCAGUCGUGCUCCUCUUUCGAGGAGGCUCGGAAGCUCCACGCGGUGGUCCUCGUCGGCGGGCACCGCUACGGCACCGUCCUCGUCGCGCAGUUGGUGCGUAUGUACGCGAAGCUUGGGGAGGUUGGGCAGGCGCUCAGAGUGUUCGACGGAAUGCCGAGGAGGAACUCCUUCGCGUGGAACGCUGUGAUCAAGGGACUUGUUGACGCUGGUAGGUUCUCGGACGCACUGGAGAUGUUUUGGGAGAUGGUCAAUGAUGGCUCGGUUGCGGCAGAUGGUUUCACAUACCCGCCCGUCAUCAAGGCAUGUGCGAUGCUUGGAGCUGUUGAGGAGGGGAUGAAAGUACAAGAGAUCGUGGAGGCUGACAUUUCCAGGGGUAAUGCGAGGCACAACGUGUUUGUGCAGUGCGCGCUUGUGGAUAUGUUUGCCAAAUGCGGGUGCUUUGAGGAAGCAAGGAAUGUUUUUGAAAGCAUGCAAGUGAGGGAUUUGGCUUCAUGGACGGCGAUGAUUGGAGGGGCUGUGCAUGCAGAUGAUUGGCUCGAUGUGGUGAAUUUGUUCAAUCACAUGAGAUCAGAAGGGUUUGGGGUUGACUCUGUGAUUGCUGCAACUGUUAUUUCAGCCUGUGGGAGAGCAGGUGAAUUGCAGGUUGGGACUGCAUUGCAUGGAUGUGCUGUGAAGAGCGGAGUAAGUGGUGAUUUGUGUGUUUCCAACGCCUUGAUAGAUAUGUACUGCAAAUGUGGUUACAUAGAGAUGGCUGAUUGUCUUUUCUGGUCUACAAAUUCCAAGGAUGUUGUCUCCUGGAGUAGUUUGAUUGCAGGGUAUUCGCAAAAUGGAAUGAAUAAUGUGAGUGUCAGUUUGUUCUGUGAAAUGAUUUCUUCAGGGAUAAAUCCAAAUUCCAGUACUCUAGCAAGCAUACUUCCUUGUCUUUCUGAGCUGAAGCUAAUCAGGAAUGGAAAAGAAAUCCAUUGCUUCUCUUUAAGACAUGGACUUGAGAGAAGUGUGUUUGUAGUGAGUGCACUUAUAGACUUGUACAGCAGACAGGGAUUGAUAAUGGUGGCACGGACUGUAUUUUGGCUUAUGCCUGAUAAAGAUUUAGCCAUUUGGAACUCAAUGGUUGCAGGAUAUGCUCUGAAUGGGUAUUCAGACUCUGCAUUCUGCACGUUUAGGUCAUUACAGAAAGUGGGUUUUAGACCUGAUCAUGUGACUGUUGUUUCAGUUCUUCCUUUAUGCAAUCGACAGUAUAUGCUCAUCCAGGGUAAGGAACUACAUGCAUAUGUUGUCAAACACUGUAUUAGCUCAGUCUGCUCAGUUAGUAAUGCACUUAUAGAUAUGUACUGCAAUUGUGGUUUCCUAGAAGUAGCUAAAGAGGUUUUUCAACUGAUGACAGAACGCAAUACGGUUACAUUUAACAUACUGAUCUCUUCUUUUGGAAAGCAUAGCCAUGAAGAUCAAGCCCUAUUGUUUUUUGAUCUAAUGAAGAGAGAUAGAAUUACUCCAGAUAAAGUGACUUUUGUGGCACUACUAUCUUGUUGUAGCCAUGCUGGUCUUAUUGACAAGGGCUUGCACUUAUAUCAUUCCAUGCUACAAGACUACAAUAUUUCUCCAGAGAAGGAGCACUACUCAUGCAUUGUCGACCUUUAUAGCAGAUAUGGGAAGCUUGAUGAAGCUUGGUGUUUCAUUUCAAAUAUGGCAGAAGAGCCAGAAAUCGAUAUUCUUGGAGGGCUGUUGGGAGCAUGUAGAGUGCAUAAUAGAAUGGACAUUGCUGAGCUGGUUGGGAAAAGAAUAUUUGAGCAAAAUCCCAAUGAUCCUGGCUAUCACAUUCUGCUUUCUAAUAUCUACGCUGAUGCUGGAAUGUGGUCUGAUGUGACAAGGAUAAGAAAUAUGAUACAAGAGAGAAAUUUGACAAAGGAAACGGGAAAUAGCUUUACCUAACGGUUAAAUCAAUGAGUGCACAAGUCUAUUUGUACAAAAAAGAUGAGUACCUUUCAUUAUUUAAUGGGCCAUCAAACUAAAAAUCCUAUUGAAAAAUGCUGCUUGAAAAAUCGGUAACAGGCCUAGGAGAAUGGCAGUAGUUAUGAAUCAGAGAAAGGCAUAUUAUGAUUUGGGUCUUUUGUGGGUAUAGGAUAUGCUGGUUUGUGUCGAAUGACCAAGGACAUACGUUAGCAUGCAUGUAAUCCAAGGGAGGAUUAAUUAUUUAAUCAAGGGAAAAGGAUCCUGCUGCACCAAGCUGCCUGGCACAGCAAACUAGCAAAUGCCUGUACCACUGUGCAAGACUUUGGAGUUCGGAGCUUAGAUGGCACACCUCUCCAUGUGGACAGAUAAGGACGCCCUGAGAAUGAGCUACCGCCCCACGCCCUAUCUUCAUGCUGCAGCCACCGACACCGCUACUGCCGCACAGUGUUGUUGAGAGCUCAGUUUCAGCAAGGGUGUUCUGUCCAAUCAUGGGCAUGGAAAUGGGCAACGAGCAAUUGCAUUGUGCAGGCCGGGUACCGACACGUCCGAAGAAAGGCAUCAAAGAGAACCGGUAAGACGAAUCAGUUCGGUGGCCAUCUUUAAUCAGGCUCACGCAUGGCUGAUCCAUUUAGAUCAUUUAAGAAGCCAAGGGGGUCCUACUUGAUCGCACUAGGCACAAAAAUAAGGCCUAAUGCACCCAGAAGGUCCCCCCAACAACUAAAUCUGAAGAUACUGCAGUCUACAGCAGGGUUUGAAGGAUCUCCGAGCUGGCUUAUCCAGCUGGGAUACUGUGACUAAUAAAGUUGACUUCCCCAGGGCAUCCAGUGUUUGGUGGAUCUACUUCCACGUAGCGCCCAAGUGUGAACUGAACUGAGCUGGGCAAAAGGCGAUCGGCACGCAAAGCUGAAGCAUGAUUUCUUCCAAAGAAAAAAAAAAGAAAGAAACAGAGACAGCGGCUCUGCGCUGGCAGCCGGAGCCAAUGAGCGAGCGGCACGUCUCCCCCGGAUUCUUCGACCGACCAGGGAGCCCCGCUCGUGCGGGGCACGUGAGGAGCGGGAGCGAGCGCGAUCCGCUCGUCUUUAUAAACUUCGUCGCUGCUGGGUGAGUUCAUCUGCAUCGCAUCGCAUCAGCUCUUGACUCUGUUGCACUUGUUCCUCUCUCUGUUCAUCGUCGUCAGCUGGGAGAAGA